Molecule: messenger RNA, 618 nt
Organism: Echinops telfairi (small Madagascar hedgehog)
Lineage: Eukaryota; Metazoa; Chordata; Mammalia; Afrosoricida; Tenrecidae
Gene: HMGN2
Product: high mobility group nucleosomal binding domain 2
Exons: 7
Coding region: 1-519 (172 amino acids)
Biological process (GO): chromatin organization
Cellular component (GO): nucleus; chromatin
Molecular function (GO): nucleosomal DNA binding
Source: RefSeq, a predicted model, not a curated record
AUGCACCUCCGGCUGCGCGGGGCCGGCUUCCCUGCUCGUUCGCUGCCGCGGCAGCCCUGGCCCUGGGAGCGCGAGCCGCGCGCUGCCUUGCGCCUCCAGGGGAGCCGGGCGGGCGGCCAGGCCUCGCUACCCUCUCCUGGGGCCCCAGCGGGCGCGGAGGAGCGGCCAGAGGCGUCUGGGCUGUGGGUGCUGCGGGCGCGGCGGCUGCGCCCGCGGGCUGUGCGGCCUCGGACCCGUUGGGGCCUGAAGUCUGAAGUGAUGGCUGAAGGGGAUGCUAAGGGAGAUAAAGCCAAGGUGAAGGAUGAACCUCAGAGGAGAUCAGCAAGGUUGUCUGCUAAACCUGCUCCUGCAAAACCAGAGCCCAAGCCGAAAAAGGCCCCUGCAAAGAAGGGAGAGAAGGUACCUAAAGGGAAAAAGGGGAAAGCUGAUGCUGGCAAGGACGGGAACAACCCUGCGGAAAAUGGAGACGCCAAAACAGACCAGGCACAGAGAGCUGAAGGUGCUGGAGAUGCCAAGUGAAGUGUGUGCAUUUUUGAUAACUGUGUACUUCUGGUGAGUGUACAGUUUGAAAUACUAUUUUUUAUCAAGUUUUAUAAAAAUGCGGAAUUUUGUUUUACU